GAAAUCCGAAUCUGCCACUUGUGGAUCUCUAGAUAUGAUUAUUUGUCGUCCCACUAGAUCGCGGUGCCAAGAUUGUGGGCUCAGUCUGAGGUCCUCCUUCUCUUCCAGGAUUUUAGCCUGAAGCAGAAAUCGGCCCGUUCGAUUCUCGUGCCGAAGUGCUGCUAUUAAGCCUUCGUGUUCUCCCGGCUACUGCAGAAGCUCACUCCAUCCUCCAUCAAUUCCGAGUCUCUCAACUCCUCGCACGACCAGCGCAAUGGCGUCCGCUACUGUCUGUGCCUCCUCCACCUUCGCUGGUCAAGCUCUUGGAGCUUCCAGCAAUGCUCUCGCCGCCAAGGUUAACGUCGGCGAGGCCCGCGUGGUGAUGCGCAAGACCGUGAAGAGCACUCCCACCAGCAUCUGGUACGGCGAGGACCGACCCAAGUACUUGGGCCCAUUCUCCGGUGCCACCCCAUCGUACUUGACCGGUGAGUUCCCCGGUGACUACGGCUGGGACACCGCUGGACUCUCUGCCGACCCCGAGACCUUCGCCAAGAACCGUGAAUUGGAGGUAAUCCACGCGCGAUGGGCCAUGUUGGGAGCUUUGGGAUGCGUCUUCCCCGAGCUUUUGAGCAAGAACGGUGUCUCCUUCGGAGAGGCUGUGUGGUUCAAGGCCGGAUCUCAGAUCUUCGCUGAGGGAGGUUUGGACUACCUCGGCAACUCGAGCCUCGUCCACGCCCAGAGCAUUCUGGCCAUCUGGGCCUGCCAGGUCGUGCUCAUGGGAGCCAUCGAGGGAUACAGAGUGGCAGGAGGACCCCUGGGAGAGGUGAGCGACCCGAUCUACCCCGGAGGUCAAUUCGACCCCCUGAACUUGGCUGAGGACCCAGACACCUUCGCCGAGCUGAAGGUGAAGGAGCUGAAGAACGGAAGACUUGCGAUGUUCUCCAUGUUCGGAUUCUUCGUCCAGGCCAUCGUCACCGGAAAGGGACCCAUCGAGAACUUGUCCGACCACUUGGCUGACCCCGUUGCCAACAACGCCUGGGCCUACGCCACCAACUUCACCCCCGGAAACUAGAGAACUUGUGAAUUUAUACAGAUGGUCGAACUGGUCUCUCCCAGCACGGAUUUGUACAAUGAGGCUUUCCACAGUAGACAUUCUUUGAGUAGAUGAAUUAGUGUACAUUGCGCAACUGUGAGUAGAUGAGCUGUUACUCCGUGAGAGAGAUUAUGUUAACCGCAUACAUCAUGAAAAUACAAUUGAAAGAUUCAAAGAAAAUCGAUCCUUUUGUCACUCCGUGCGUGCUCUAGGCCCAAUCAAAAAUGUGAUAUUUACCAAAAAGUAUGCAUUGCAAGCGACUCAAACGACGAGGAUUGGAAUUUGUUUACUUAACAUGCGCAAUACAUUUCGAAAACGUAGUACAGUGUUUAGAACCGUUUAGAAUUGCCCACAGUGAACAAUGACUGUAUGAAAGAAUGAAUACUAAUCAGAACGUCACAACUGCCAAAUAUAUGUGUCAUCCGUAAACAUGAAUAGAAAG
This is a messenger RNA of Marchantia polymorpha subsp. ruderalis, 1514 nucleotides long. Lineage: Eukaryota; Viridiplantae; Streptophyta; Marchantiopsida; Marchantiales; Marchantiaceae. The record is from the annotation of a GenBank genome assembly.